Messenger RNA from Rubroshorea leprosula, 1305 nucleotides. The record is from the annotation of a GenBank genome assembly. NCBI's taxonomy places the organism in Eukaryota, Viridiplantae, Streptophyta, Magnoliopsida, Malvales, Dipterocarpaceae.
AAGAAGCAUAAGGACUAUAACGAAUAUUUCACGAAAGUAUAAGGACCACAUUAAUCUUGUCGAGUGAGAAGGUGACACGACACCGGGGUCAUGCUUUGUUCUGUUGUGCGCAGGGAAUUAUGAAUUAUCACCCAAUUUUGAAACGCUCGCUUUGAAGUGAGGGACCAGGGACAAACCGGUAAUUCCAGACACCAAAAUCUGAUUGGACACUGUACCACGUCAUCAAUCCUCGUGAUCAGAUUUUAAAAAAUCCACACCCGUCCGAUCUUCACCAAACUACCCUCCCCUAGCCGUUCGAUCACCCCCCGAUCUCCUCCUCCUCCUCCCUCCUCAACUCCUUUCCGGCAUUCCCACCUUUUAUAUCUAACCCUUCACCUCUUCUUCCUCUUCACAACAGUCCCUGUCUCUCUCUCUCUCUCCCUCUCCCUCUCCAUCUCCGUCUGCCGCUCUGUUUCCGAUCGAAUCGCGUUAAUGGCGACCGAAGAUCCGACCAACGCACAGCCUCCACAGUUCUCUCUUCCGGACUACUCUCAGUUGAUUAUGGAAGCGAUCGAUGCGCUCAACGAGCCGAAUGGCUCCAGCAAGUCGGCCAUUUCGAAGCACAUCGAGUCCGCACACGCGGAUCUUCCGGCGAUUCACUCCAUGCGGCUUACGCAGCAUCUCAACAAAAUGAAGCAGAGCGGUCAGUUAGUUCUGGUGAAGAACAAUUACAUGAAACCAGAUCCUAAUGCACCACCAAAACGAGGCCGCGGCCGGCCUCCCAAGCCUAAGGAGCCGCUUCCUCCUGGAACCGUUUUGCCUCCACCAAGACCUCGAGGCCGUCCGCCAAAGCCUAGAGAUCCUUUCGCGCCACCUCCAAAUCCGAAAAGCACCGGCGGAACCGGAAGACCUCGCGGACGUCCUCCGAAGAAGGCUAAACCUUCUUCUGCUGCCGCGCCCGCAUCAGCUCCGCCUCCAGCUCCCGGCGCGAAAAGAGGGAGAGGUAGACCGCCGAAGGUGAAACCGGCAGUAGCGCCCGUAGGCUGUUGACUGAAGUAACAAAGUACAAAGACAAAGAAGGAGAGAGAAAGACGGAAUUAGGCUUUUUUUUUUUUUUAAUUUAUAACUUUUUAGGUGUUGCUUAAUUUUCAACUAAUUGAUGUUUUAGCUUUUUUUUUUUUAAUUUUUAAUUUUUGUUUUAAUUAUGUUGGGAGUGUUGUAACUGUCGUGACUGUAAUUUCAUGUAAAUUGUUCACCGGAUAUGUAGGCUUUUAAUUUAUCCUUCUUGAGAAUCUUUCUUUUUAAAAAGAAAAAAAGAAAAAGUUA